AUGUCCGUGAACUACGAACAAGUUACCGUAGCACCAUUAGUGUUACUCUCGGUUUUGGACCACUACAAACGUAUCAACACACCUGCUCAUAAAAGAUGCGUUGGUGUGAUACUAGGCUCUACCCAGGGAACAAGCUUAAGAGUCACAAACUCUUUUGCCCUUCCUUUCGAAGAAGAUGAGAAAAACUCAGAUGUGUGGUUUUUAGACCAUAACUACAUCGAAAGCAUGAACGAAAUGUGCAAAAAGAUCAACGCCAAAGAGAAAUUGGUAGGGUGGUACCACAGUGGGCCAAAACUCAAGGCUGCUGACCUCAAGAUCAACGAGGUGUUCAAAAAGUACACAGGAGAACGCCAACAGCAACCGUUGUUGCUCAUCGUGGAUGUCCAACAACAGGGCGUGGGACUACCUACAACAGCAUACAUGGCUGUAGAACAGGUCAAAGACGAUGGAACAUCGACCGAAAAGACAUUUCUGCACUUACCAUCGUCGAUAGAAGCAGAGGAAGCCGAAGAAAUAGGUGUGGAACAUCUACUGCGUGACGUACGCGAUCAGGCCGCUGGCGGGCUUUCUAUCAAGCUUACCAACCAGCUCAAAUCUCUCAAGGGUUUGCAACAAAAACUUGCUGACAUAGCUGCAUAUUUGAACAAAGUGAGCCGUCGAGAGCUUCCCGUCAACCACACGAUUCUCGGCAAACUACAGGAUGUAUUCAAUCUUCUGCCUAGCCUGGGGGCUCCAGAUGAUGACGAGCUUGCACUGUCGUCUGAUGAGCAGCUUGCAGCUGCUUCCAAUACCUUACAAAGAGCUUUGGCCGUCAAAACCAACGACGAGCUUAUGGUCAUUUACGUCAGUAACCUGGUACGCGCCAUCCUUGCUUUCGAUAACCUGAUUGAAAACAAGAUCAGAAACACCAAGCUAAAGCGCCAACAUGAUCAAACUGAGUCUGAAGCCACUAAAUCCGAAAAGGAUACGGAAAACGAAACACUUGCGUCUAAUGCCACCGCUGGUGACAGUGAAAAGCGCCAAUCCGGGCCUUAA
Lachancea lanzarotensis is the source of this 1035-nucleotide messenger RNA. RefSeq names its product LALA0S01e04566g1_1 (gene RPN8). Bases 1 to 1035 code for a protein of 344 amino acids. Gene Ontology annotation, molecular function: protein binding; metallopeptidase activity. Lineage: Eukaryota; Fungi; Ascomycota; Saccharomycetes; Saccharomycetales; Saccharomycetaceae. The record is from RefSeq and is a predicted model, not a curated record. Gene Ontology annotation, cellular component: proteasome regulatory particle; proteasome complex. The transcript has a single exon. Gene Ontology annotation, biological process: proteasome-mediated ubiquitin-dependent protein catabolic process.